Brassica oleracea var. oleracea is the source of this 394-nucleotide messenger RNA. Its product is annotated as F-box protein At2g35280-like. NCBI's taxonomy places the organism in Eukaryota, Viridiplantae, Streptophyta, Magnoliopsida, Brassicales, Brassicaceae. The transcript has a single exon. The annotation marks the transcript as partial. Gene Ontology annotation, molecular function: protein binding. The record is from RefSeq and is a predicted model, not a curated record.
AUGGUAGAGAUGACUUUUCUAGAUCUCCCUUCAGAAAUCCAACAGUUGAUUGUCUCCUGCGUCGCAAAAAAAUCCUUUCAAGCUCUGUAUAGACUCAGAUCUACUUGUAAGUCAAUGCGUGCGCUGGCAGACACGCCUGAUGUCUAUUCUUCGUUUGAUAUGUAUAAAUACCCUUGGUGGACAAGCUUGCGUGAUACGUUGUUGAGAAGAUGCUACGAUGUAGGAAACCCAAGUACUCUUUACAUCAAGGGUGUUGAGUAUUUCUACGCCCUACAACGCCACGAAGAAGGUCUUGCUUUGAUGAAGAGAGCAGCGGAUGCUGGAUACGAACGAGCAUUGUAUAUCUAUGCAAUGACUCCCAAACUCUACUGGGAUGAUGAGGAAUACUUCGCUA